Molecule: messenger RNA, 2079 nt
Organism: Pleurotus ostreatus (oyster mushroom)
Lineage: Eukaryota; Fungi; Basidiomycota; Agaricomycetes; Agaricales; Pleurotaceae
Exons: 15
Coding region: 1-2079 (692 amino acids)
Biological process (GO): urea transmembrane transport
Cellular component (GO): plasma membrane
Molecular function (GO): urea transmembrane transporter activity
Source: RefSeq, a predicted model, not a curated record
AUGUCUGGCCUUCUAUCUUUGCGAUCAAGUCCAGAAGCACCCCAGUCGCUUGCUCUGUCCAUUCCUCGCAUGUCGGAACACGUACUUCCUCAAGGCGCGGGCUAUGGCGUUGGGAUCGGUCUAUUCUUCAGUGUGUUUAUGAUCGGGCUCACCGCCAUACAAUCUCGAUACACUGCGUUCUCGCCCAAGAACUCCGAAGAAUUCAGUAGUGCUUCGCGUAGUGUGAAGCCGGGACUGAUUGCUUCUGGCAUUGUCUCUGCCUGGACCUGGGCGGCUACCUUGCUGCAAUCUAGUGCUGUCGCAUACAAGUUCGGUAUCUCUGGCCCGUACUGGUAUGGCGCUGGCGCCACUGUUCAAGUUCUGCUCUUUGCGAUGUUGGCAGCCAAACUCAAGCUCAACGCUCCCUACGCUCAUACUUGGCUGGAGAUAGUUGGAGCACGCUGGGGAGCUGCCGCUCACGGCAUAUUCAUGUUUUUCGGCCUCGCUACCAAUAUCAUUGUAUCUAGCAUGUUGAUAUUGGGUGGAUCUGCCACGGUCACGGCCCUGACUGGGAUGAGCACCAUCGCUGCGUGUUUCCUUAUUCCUUUGGGAGUUGCUAUCUAUGUGGUCGUUGGUGGUAUGCGGUCAACGCUUCUAUGCGAUUACACGCACACCACAGUCCUCUUCGCCAUUAUACUUGUCUUCGUUUUCACCGUCUACGCAACGUCCGACAAAAUCGGCUCUCCCACCCGUAUGCAUGAGCUCCUGGACGCCGCCUCAGCGGCCACCCCCGUCGAUGGAAAUGCCCAUGGCUCUUACCUCACCAUGCGCUCCAAGAACGGGCUGAUCUUUGGCGUCAUCAACAUCAUCGGAAAUUUCGCGACUGUAUUCCAGGAUCAGGCGUAUUGGCAACGGGCUAUCGCGAGUCGACCGGGGAGCACCGUCAAGGCGUACUUGCUCGGUGGACUUGCUUGGUUCGCAAUUCCAUUCACGUUUGCGACUACGUUGGGUCUCGCGGCGGUUGCUCUUCGAGGCGACCCGGACAUGCAAGUCCUCACGCCGGCAGACGUCUCUGCUGGGUUGCCCGCUUCCGCCGCCGCUAGUGCUCUUCUGGGGCAGUCAGGUGCUGCUGCCCUGCUCAUCCUCCUUUUCCUUGCCGUGACUUCGGCGACCUCGGCCGAGUUAAUUGCAGUGUCCUCUGUCCUAACGUAUGAUGUGUACAAGAGGUACAUCAAUCCUCACGCGAGCGAGGACCAGAUUCUCAGGAUGGGUCAUUACAUGGUUGCUUUCUUUGGCAUCGUUAUGGGCGUCGCGGGAACGAUCUUCUUCUACAUCGGCGUGUCCAUGGGAUGGUUAUACACCUUCAUGGGCGUCAUCCUUGGAUCUGCCGUGGCCCCCAUUGCGCUGUGCAUUACGUGGAGGAAAGCAAACAAGUGGGGCUGCAUCGGAGGUGCCGUCGCCGGCUUCUGUGUGGGAGUCAUUGCGUGGCUUGUUACCACCAGCUCUCUGAAUGAUGGAGAGAUCAAUGUCGUGGUAUGCGACUAUGAAAUGCUUGCUGGAAACUUGGCUUCUAUUGGUGUUGGUGCUAUCAUAGCCACAGUAUCCUCGCUCAUUUGGCCUGAUGACUUCGAUUUCGAUAUCACUCGCGCGAUCAACAACCCCGCCCGCCGCCGUCACCACGAAGAAAAAGUCAACCCUUCCCUCGACGAUGAAGUGGAAAAGAAGCGAGAAAACAUGGACGCUCAUUCCGUUUCACCUUCCUUCACUGACUCUGAGGGGACCGACGAUCUCGACCCCGUUAAAUUGCAAAGUGCUUUCAGAUUUGCUUCCUAUUCGUCUUUAGCUUUGCUCCUUGUACUCAUCAUUAUUGUCCCACUACCGUUGUUUUUUGCGCAAACCAUCUACGGCGUGGGCGGUCUUACGGCGUGGGUCGUGAUCGGUAUCAUCUGGACCUUCCUCUCCGCGAUUUCUGUCGUAAUCUACCCUCUCUGGGAAAGUCGUGAAGCGCUCAGUCAAAUCCUUUCGGGCAUUGUCAAGGACGUAUUCACGAAGGGAAGCGGGAAGUACGUCCCACCCUCCGGCCACAUUUCUUCUGCAUAG